AUGGAACAAUUAAGUACUCUCAAUACGGCAGCACCCAUUGAUUAUGAUAAUUUAAAUAUUGUUAUUCAUCCACGACCACCGCGACGACGUCCAAGUGGUGUAUCAUUAGUACCGUUUCGACCUUAUGUUAAAUGUUUAACUAGUGUACGAAAACCAUUUUCAUUUGCUAAUGGGAAAGAUCCAUGGAUGACUAUCGGAAAAACAGAAGAAUUAUUUAAACAAGAAAAUGCAAGAUGUAUUGGUUCAUUAAUUGAUGAUUGUGAUGUAUCGGAUGUUAUUCGAUGGGAUAUUGCAGGAGAAUCAACUCGUUUACCUAUGAUGUGCAAAUUAUGGAUAAUUGUUGAUGGCGCUGUUGUUGAACGAGGAAAACCACAUUUAGUUCAAGAUGCAGCUAUUCAAGUGUGUACAGCAGGUCGUAAUCGUCGUUCGAUAUUAGCAGCUGAACAACGAUAUAGACAAACAUCUGUAUCAACAUUUGAUCGACGUCGUCGUCAUUCUUGGCAUGAUGUUAAUGAAUAUCAUAGUGUACCAUAUUAUCAAUAUACUCGUUCUGUUCGAUCAGGAAAUCAAGAAGGUGUUCAAUGUGAUCUGGAUAAUGAACAUUUAAUAAGUAUACAACAGUUUCUUCCAUUUAUUAGAGAAGAAAUAGUUGAAGAACAUAAACCGACACGUAUCGAAGAACAUUAUGCUGAAGAAACAGUACAUACUCAUCGAAUACCAGAACAUCGAGUUCAUGUUUCAAUAAUGACACAAACAGAACAUCGAUCUCUUGAUAAAUCAACAGAAACUGAUGAUGGAUUCGUUAAAUUAUUUAAUCUUGAUUUACAAACAAAUGAAAAUCUUUUAUCAUCUGUUGCAAAUCUAUAUGUUCGUAAUUUUUCAUCACAUUAUGAUUCAGAAACAAGAACAUUAAUUCGUAAUGGUAUUAGACAUUCAAAUCAAUCAGUAUCAACUGGUGAUGAUUAUCCUCCAUGGUGGCUUCAUCUUUCACCUAGGAUAAUUUUAUCGGAUUUUAUUACAAAUCAUGGUGAACAAAAUAAUACAAAUUUUACUUUUAUUUCUCCAAGACAACAAGAUCAAUCAAUACAAACAGUUACUGAACCAGAUACAGAAAUAGAAUUCGUAAAAUAUCGAACAUCAUCAUCAGCAGCACAAUCACCACAUAUUCGAAAAUCUUCAUCUUCUGUAACUAUAAGUAAUAAUUGUGAAAUUAUUGAUCAAAUUGAUGAUGGAAAUAAUUCAAGAAGAUUAUUACCUUUGACUGAUCAUCGUCAAAGAAUUGAUUCAUAUGGUAAUUUAGAUCGUCAUUUAAGUGAUUGUCAAUUCGAAACUUCAUCAAUUUGUGAAAAUGAUUCUUUAAAUCGAGCAAGAACAUCAUCAAAACAUUCCGAUACUGGUUAUAAUACAUAUACAUCAACUGUUGAUCAACCAUCAUAUUCAAUAUCUAAUCCUUGUAGUAUUCAAAUUCCAUAUCGUUAUUCAACGAAUGAAAUAAACCGAAGAAUACGAACACAAAGUUCAGAAAAUACAUCAUCUAUUGUAUUAGCAAGUUUACUUGAAAGAUAUGAAAGAACAUUACGUGAAAGACAACGAGCUAUUGCGAUUGUUAAUGAUGAAUUAUUAGAUAUUGACGAUGUUCUUAAACAUUAUAGAGAAAAAUUACAAAGUCCAAUAGCAACAAAAUCAGAUAGAACAUCCCAACUUUAUCGAGAUAUAGCAUUAUUAUCAUCUCAAUCAAAAGAAGAAUGUCCAUCAUCAUCAGAAUUAGUAAGUCAUUUAACAAAAACAAAAUAUCGAUCAAUGACAAAUAAAACACGCGAAGAAAUGGUUAAAAAUUAUGCUCCAUCACCUCGAAUUCAUAUAUCAAAUUCAAUAUUCAAUUCUCCUCGACAACGACAACCACGUUUUGAUUAUUGUAAUUUAUGUUUAAAUGAAUAUGGUACAAGUUCAGCAUGGAUUCGUUAUAAUGAAGGACGUAUUGAUAAAAUACAAAAACGUAUUGAUUUAAUGCUUCAAAAUGAUGAUAAUGAAGAAAUUAAAUUUUUAUUAUCAACUACAAAUCCAGUUACACAACGUAUGAAUGAUAUUCUUAUGAGAAAACCAAAACGUCGAAAUCACAUAACUUAUUACCAUGAUCGAAUUAUUUCACCUCAUCGAUAUAAUUUUCGUUUACCAUAUCGUCUAAAUCAAACAUUAUCAAGUUGUCCUCGUCUAUUAACACGCAAUGUAAUACGAUCAACACCUUCAGUAUCAAAAUCAGUACGAAUAUCAACAAAUCAUGAUUAUAUUCCAAAUGAAACUCAUCUUCGUGAACACACAUCAACGUCAUUAAAAACUCUUUCUCGACCAACUGUUUCUAUUUUACGUCGUAACGUUUCAACAUCAACAUCACGUUCACAUCAAUUAGUUGAACCAACACAUGUAUGGAAAAGUGAUAUUGAUGGAACAGUUUAUAUACUUGAACAAUUUAGUAUACCACGUUAUUAUCGUUUAUAUAAUGAUGUUAAUUUUAGAGAAAUUUACAAUUUUUCACGUAUACUUCAAUCAUAUGUAAAUCAUAAUCGAUUAACUUCAAAAGAUUAUUCAUCGAUUAUAAAAAACUUUGCAUUAGAACAACAAUUACCAACUAUAACAAGCGUAGCAUAA
Molecule: messenger RNA, 2646 nt
Organism: Rotaria sp. Silwood2
Lineage: Eukaryota; Metazoa; Rotifera; Eurotatoria; Philodinida; Philodinidae
Source: the annotation of a GenBank genome assembly